Akanthomyces muscarius is the source of this 1185-nucleotide messenger RNA. RefSeq lists its product as uncharacterized. Gene Ontology annotation, molecular function: 5-methyltetrahydropteroyltriglutamate-homocysteine S-methyltransferase activity; zinc ion binding. The record is from RefSeq and is a predicted model, not a curated record. Bases 1 to 1185 code for a protein of 394 amino acids. NCBI's taxonomy places the organism in Eukaryota, Fungi, Ascomycota, Sordariomycetes, Hypocreales, Cordycipitaceae. The transcript has a single exon.
AUGGUCAACAAUAAGCUCCCAUUUCACGCUGACCACAUUGGUUCUUUGAUUCGCCCAACCUCGUUGUCAGAAGCCCAGGCAAAUACCGACAAUGGUAGGACCUCUACUGCCGAGCUGCAAGCAGUUCAGCAAGCUGCCAUAGCGGACAUUGUCCAGAAGCAGCUGGCCAAUGGCGUGCGUGCCAUCUCGUCCGGCGAAUACGACCGAAAAUUCUACUUCUCGGGCUUCUUCGAGAAGCUGAGCGGUUUCAAGGAAGUGAGCCCCGUGCCGUGGGACCUCGCGCGAGUGUCGGCGCCACCGGUUGCGGCCUUGAAGAAGGCGGGCAAGCCCUACAUGAUGGCCGCUGUCUGCACUGGCAAGAUUAGGCGACUGGAGAGCCCGUACAUGAACAAUUGGAAGAUGCUACGCGAUACGCUGCCCAAGGAGAAAUGGAGCGAGUGCAAGUUUACGAUGCCGCCUCCCUGCUACUUCCACCUGCGUCUGGCCAAGGGCAAGUGCUACAGCGCCGAUGCAUACAGCAGCGAUGGCGACUUCUUUGCCGACCUGGCCGUGGCCUACCAGCAGGAGAUCCAGGCUCUGUAUGACGAGGGUCUGCGCAACCUGCAGAUUGACGACCCGACGCUCGCCUACUUUUGCUCCGAUGAGAUGAUUGCCGCGCUCAAGGCCGAGGGCGAGGAUCCAGAGGCGCUCUUCACGCAGUACCUCGCGGCGCACAACGACUGCAUCGCCAAGCGCCCGGCGGACAUGCACGUCGGCCUGCACAUCUGCCGGGGCAACUUUGCCAAGUCGAUGCACUUCAGCCAGGGCUCGUACGAGCGCAUCGCCGAGCGCUUCUUCUCCACGCUCAACUACGACACCUUCUUCCUCGAGUACGACGACGAGCGGUCCGGCGGCUUUGAGCCGCUGCGCCAUCUGCCGCGGGGCAAAAACGUGGUGCUGGGGGUUGUGACGACCAAGGACCCGGCGCUGGAGGACAGGGACGCCGUCAAGCGGCGCGUGGUGGAAGCUGCGCGCAUUGUCGCGGCCGGCCAGGCUGUCAGUGUGGACGAGGCUAUGGCGAGCAUCGGCAUCAGCCCGCAGUGCGGGUUCGCCAGCGUGGCGGUCGGGGCGGACGGCAUGACGGAGGCAAAGAUGUUUGAGAAGCUGAAGUUGGUGCAGGAUAUUGCGGGGGAACUGUGGCCGUGA